Messenger RNA from Papilio xuthus (Asian swallowtail), 853 nucleotides. Lineage: Eukaryota; Metazoa; Arthropoda; Insecta; Lepidoptera; Papilionidae. The record is from RefSeq and is a predicted model, not a curated record.
AAUUCAAGUUACGGCAGUGUUCAUUGCAUUUUCGUAACAUAAAGACAAAAUUAAUAACAAUGAAGACACAUUUAUUUGCUUUUCUAACAGUUGUGUUAACUGGAGCUAAUGCUGCUUUGGCACCAUUUAUAAAGCCAUGCAAGCUUAAUGAUAAAGAAUGUGUAAAAUCCAGUGCAACAGCAGCGAUACCUUUUAUUGUACCGGGAAUACCCGCCCUAGAUAUCCCACCCAGUGAACCCUUGUACAUAAAACAAGCCACAUCUGACCAGGGUGAAAUGAAACUGACCUUUAACGAUAUGAACAUAUAUGGUUUAAGCCAAAGUACCUUUAACAAUGUAGAAAUGGAUGAGGCGAAAUCAGUAAUACGUAUAGAAUUAGAAACUCCUCUUUUUGCUAACGGUACUUAUAAAUUAGAAGGCAAAAUUCUCUUUAUCCCCGCUGAAGGAGAAGGAAACAUUGAGAUCAAAACAGAUAAAGUUAAGGUGUUCAUUGAUGUAAAAUAUACAACAAUCACGGACAAAAAAGGUGAUAAGUACUGGAAGUUGACAAGUUACGAUUACAAAUAUGACUUAAUCAACAAAGUCUAUUUUAUGCCUGAAAAUCUAUUCGGUGGAGAUGCUACUAGAGCCAAGCCACUUUUGGAAUUAUUUGAUCAAAGCUGGAAGGAGUUGAUAACAGAAUUAGGAGCACCUAUAAUAAAAGACGUAGUCAAAAUCGCUAUUGAACGUGUGAAGAAGUUCUUCCUGGCUGUAUCUAUUUCUGAACUUGUACAAUCUUGAUUAAUAUAUGCAACUAGCGCUAAUACGCCCGGACUUAGUUCGUAUUUUUUUGAAAUAAAAACUACUUAUCCUUA